AAAGUCUCUUCUUUCUUAUCAUGAACAUAAUUCCCUAAAGAUUAUGAUGUUCUUGUUGUGUUUGCAGCUGUUGUUCUUCCCCAAGAACGUAGUAUCAGACCCAAAUGGUGGACAGUUCAACUUCAACGGCUUCCUAUACGCUGCAGGAUCAGCCCAUCUAAAAAGCAAUGGCCUCUUCAGGCUUACCAACACUACCGCACAAACAGCUGGUCAAGUCUUCUACAACUACCCACUGAGGUUCAAGGAUUCUCCAAACGGUACCGUCUUCUCCUUCUCCACCACUUUCAUCUUUGCCAUAGCUUCACAUUAUGGAGCUGACAAUGGCCAUGGACUAGCCUUUGUCCUUUCUCCUAUUAGAGGUUUAUCAAACGUUGAUCCCACACAGUAUCUAGGACUCUUCAACUCAACCAACAUGGGAGAUCCAUCAAAUCACAUAGUAGCUGUUGAGCUUGACACGGUCCAAACCGCUGAGUUUAAUGACAUUGAUUCUAACCAUGUUGGUAUUGACAUAAACAGCGUGAUCUCAGAGGUAGCUUCUUCAGCAGGCUAUUUCAAUGAUGAUGGUACGUUCGUGAAUCUCUUCCUCUCCAGUGGAGACCCUAUGCAGGUUUGGAUUGAGUAUGACAGCAAACAGAAGCAGCUUAACGUCACACUUCAUCCUCUUGAUGUCUCUAAGCCAAAGCUCCCACUCCUUUCUCUGGAGAAAGAUCUUUCUCCUUAUUUACUUGAGUGUAUGUACGUUGGAUUCUCUUCAUCCACUGGUAUAAGAACUGCUUCUCAUUAUAUAUUGGGGUGGACAUUCAAGAUGAAUGGAACAGCUCCAGAUAUAGACACCACUCACCUUCCAGAGGUUCCUCGUUUUGAUCAGCCAAGGGACCAAAGUGUAAAGGGGGUUAUGGCUAUUACUUUGAGCUUAUCAGGCAUCACUAUGCUCAUAGUCUUGGUUCUUGGCUUAUGGCUUUUCUUGAAGAGGAAGAAGCUAUUAGAAGUUAUUGAGGACUGGGAAGUACAAUUUGGUCCUCAUAGGUUUGCUUAUAAAGAUCUACACACUGCCACAAAGGGUUUUAAGGACACUGAGCUUCUCGGUAAAGGCGGGUUUGGGAAAGUCUUCAAGGGCACAUUACCAGUUUCCAACAUAGAGAUUGCAGUGAAGAUGGUUUCUCAUGAUUCAAGACAGGGAAUGAGAGAGUUCAUUGCUGAGAUUGCAACCAUUGGCCGGCUAAGACACUCUAACUUAGUUAGGCUUCUUGGAUACUGUAGACGCAAAGGUGAACUCUACUUGGUGUAUGAUUGUAUGCCCAAAGGAAGCCUUGAUAAGUUUUUAUACCACCAGCAGAAUGGGAAUCUUGAUUGGUCAGAGAGGUUCAAGAUCAUUAAAGAUGUAGCUUCUGGACUACGCUAUUUGCAUCAACAAUGGAUGCAGGUGAUUAUCCACAGGGAUAUUAAACCAGCCAACAUCCUUCUUGAUGGGAAUAUGAAUGCAAAACUUGGUGACUUUGGUCUAGCUAAGCUUUGUGAUCAUGGGAUUGAUCCGCAGACAUCUUAUGUGGCAGGUACGUUAGGGUAUAUCUCACCUGAGCUUUCAAGAACUGGAAAGGCAAGUACAAGCUCAGAUGUAUUCGCAUUUGGAGUGGUGAUGCUAGAGAUUGCCUGCGGACGAAAACCGGUGUUGCCACGAGCAUCGGAAAGCGAGAUGGUGCUGACUGAUUGGGUGCUAGAGUGUUGGGAGAAUGGAGAUAUAAUGCAGGUUGUUGAUCAAAGGAUUGGGCAGGAGUACAUUGAGGAGCAAGUGGUACUUGUUCUCAAACUAGGCUUGCUAUGUUCACAUCCAGUAGCAGCCAUCAGACCGAACAUGUCCAGCGUCAUUCAGUUCCUGGACAGUGUAGCUCAACUUCCUCAUAACUUGCUUGAACUUAUGUCAGCUCAAGAAAUCAAUAGAGGUGCUCAAGUCUCAGGUGAAGCAGCUGAUUCUCCUGAGUCUAGUUCGGUCGCUUCCUUGACCUUCACUGAAUCCUUUGUCUCCCAUGGACGGUAAAAGAUACAAACAAGAAAUUGUGCUGUCCUUUAUUGAGCAUCUAACAUCAUUCUCACGUUUAUAUUCCAAGACUCUAUACACAUACAUUAAACAAAAGACUUUUUGUAAUACUUUCCUCACAUAACUAAUGGAAACUUGGUCACUUCUCUAUAUAACAUUAACAUCAUUGACUCUUUACCUCUUGAGUGUUGCUUGAAAUAAAGGAGAUUUUCUAUCCAUUUUUUCCCUUUCCUUGCACCUUAGUCCAUGGAACCCUCUAG
Messenger RNA from Brassica rapa (field mustard), 2295 nucleotides. Its product is annotated as putative L-type lectin-domain containing receptor kinase V.1. Gene Ontology annotation, molecular function: carbohydrate binding; protein kinase activity; ATP binding. The record is from RefSeq and is a predicted model, not a curated record. NCBI's taxonomy places the organism in Eukaryota, Viridiplantae, Streptophyta, Magnoliopsida, Brassicales, Brassicaceae. Gene Ontology annotation, biological process: protein phosphorylation.